CCAUAAACCCCGACAAAAUGAUGCUCCGGAGUUCGCCAGCCUGGCUUCCUGCCGGCUGGACUUUACAGUCCAGAGUGCAAAAGACUGGUCGGAAAAUCACGCAUGUGGGGAAUGAGGGCUUAGUGGGAGAAAGGAGGGAAGGUUGGUUUGUGGAAUUAAAAACCCAUAAAAGUGGUGCAAGUUCUGGAAGACAGUUCAAGGUUGUGAUUGAGAAGUAUCCAGCAGAUGAUUUACCACCAGGGUGGAUUAAGGAACUCAAAAUUAGAAGGGACACACGUGAAAAGAGGAAAGAUCCUGUAUGGAAUUUCUUGUUUCAACUCAUGUUUGGUUCUAUUACACCUCUGCUCUUCCCUUUCCACUUUUAAAUACAGAUUCAUUAUCAUAAUCUAUACCUAUAUGCAUGUGUAUACUCACGCAGACCACAUAUCAAACAUGUGUAUGUGUGUCUGUGCAUACACAUAUUGCUGCAAGCUUUACAUUGAUAUAUAUUCCAUGUCUGUUUAUUUUUCUGAUCUAUUAGAAAUAUGUAUGCUUGCAUGAAAAGUUUAGAGAUAUUUUGUUGGCUUAGGGGAUAAUAUUUUACCUUGGAGUAGAUUCAAGUAAAACUACGCUUAUUUA
Molecule: messenger RNA, 618 nt
Organism: Rubroshorea leprosula
Lineage: Eukaryota; Viridiplantae; Streptophyta; Magnoliopsida; Malvales; Dipterocarpaceae
Source: the annotation of a GenBank genome assembly